CAUCACCGCUCGAGGGUUAUUGUUGGCGAGAAGGAUGAGCUCAUCGUUCAGAAUCAGUCUCUGCGAGAAGGGAGAGAAAACAGGACGUCGCUUGCGUGGAUUGACAGAAUCUGCAGCCCCGCCACUGAGACCAGCUGUAACCGAGGAAAAGACGCAGUGAAAAUUACAAUAUGGUUUGGUCUAGGGAGGGAGAGACAGACCGUCCUCCUCUGUCCAUCAUCCUGCCAAGGCUCUACCUGGGAGCAGAGAGCGAUGUGACACGGGACCGACUUGCCUCUUUGGGUAUCUCCUAUGUGCUGAGUGUGAGCCGUUGCAGCCCCCGACCCACCUUCCUGCCCUGCUCUAGGUACCUCCGCAUCCCUAUUGAUGACUCCCUGUGGGAUGACCUGCUUCCCUGGAUCCCUCAGGCUCUACGCUUCAUCGACUCGGCGAUGUCUUCUGGUGCAUCUGUGCUGGUUCACUGUGCAGCUGGAAUCUCUCGCUCUCCGGCCCUGGCUGUUGCCUACAUCAUGUAUAGCUCCGGAAUGGAUCUGGAUCACGCCUACAGGUUUGUGAAAGAGCGCCGACCCUCCAUUUCCCCAAAUUUCAACUUCCUGGGUCAGUUGCAGCACUUCCAGGGCACCCUGCGUCAGAAGGCCUCAGGUGACCGCUUGGAAAGCCAGCAGCUGGACAACGGCCUGCCAUCCAUCAACAGCAGUAACAAUCGCACUCCCACAAUUCCCAACAUGGAUAAUCAGACCAACGUCACCAGCGACAGCUUAGCAGAAGAGAUGCAAACACACAGAGAGAAUUUCUACCAGCAAAGACAUUCGAAUCCAGACGCAAAUGGGAACCAGCAGAUUUCCUUGUCAGGAAAACCUUGGACACAUAUUAAUAAUCAGCAGGAAAUCCAGAAACCAAAUCCAAGCCUUGGUGUAUCAUUUAAACCACCACCAAAGCCCUCACAACUCCAACUCCUAGCAGUUUCCGCUUCUCUCUCAGAGAGACGCAAAAGCCUCAGUCUCUCUUUGACCCCCUUGGGGAUCUGCCCUCCCUCGACGACACCCAACAACAAGCAAGCGAAGAGCACCGAUUUGUCCAGAGGUGUCCACAAGAGGGAGACGGCAGAAAAAUCGGAGGCAAAGCCGCCGUUUAGACAUGCGGGGGAGACGCACAAGGAGCAGAGUCCUUCACAUGAAAAACACAACCCCUCUGAGGUGAAGGAGCAGGGCCUGCUGUCGCCGCUCAGCUGCACACUCAACAAACUGCUGGACUGGGGGGAGAGAGUGCUGUUGGGGGGGGUCUUUGCUCACCCUGUCAAGAUGGGACAGCCUGCUUUGCCAUACAGGUGCUGAGUGGGACCAUUUUUUUGGUGUGUGUUGUGUUUUGUGCAUGUUUCUCCAAAGGAAUGACACCACAGGUGAUGUACAUAGUACUCACAAGCGGUCUGCAGGUACCCCUCGUUUAUUUAUUGCCGGGAUGAGAGAAUGAAUCCCCACUUAUCUGCUUAAUUUGACCGCGUCGUCUUGUCGUUUGCAAGAUGGCGAUAUUUUUCAUUAGUUUCUUUGGCCUGAAUUGUACAGUAUUUACUGAUGAUUAAAGUUUGAUU
Molecule: messenger RNA, 1588 nt
Organism: Phycodurus eques (leafy seadragon)
Lineage: Eukaryota; Metazoa; Chordata; Actinopteri; Syngnathiformes; Syngnathidae
Product: dual specificity protein phosphatase 8
Exons: 5
Coding region: 171-1334 (387 amino acids)
Biological process (GO): protein dephosphorylation; negative regulation of MAPK cascade
Cellular component (GO): cytoplasm
Molecular function (GO): protein tyrosine/threonine phosphatase activity; MAP kinase tyrosine/serine/threonine phosphatase activity
Source: RefSeq, a predicted model, not a curated record